Ctenopharyngodon idella (grass carp) is the source of this 8426-nucleotide messenger RNA. RefSeq names its product solute carrier family 16 member 2 (gene slc16a2). Gene Ontology annotation, biological process: transmembrane transport. The coding region runs from base 1101 to 2726 and encodes 541 amino acids. The record is from RefSeq and is a predicted model, not a curated record. NCBI's taxonomy places the organism in Eukaryota, Metazoa, Chordata, Actinopteri, Cypriniformes, Xenocyprididae. Gene Ontology annotation, molecular function: thyroid hormone transmembrane transporter activity; monocarboxylic acid transmembrane transporter activity. The transcript has 7 exons.
UAACCCGUCAUGGCUUCCCAAACACGCCUCUAUAUGCACCGAUUCCACGCCUGCUGCCGUCUACACCGACAAAACUCUCAUCCGCGGUACUGGAGAGCGUUCAAAACGAUGACCUUGACCUAUUUAUAAUCGGGAACUGUCUGAUUUAUGACUAGCAUUGAUGGAUUGUGCACUUGCCAUUGCAAAUGCAGCUGCACCGGCCGUGGAAUCACAUGCAAUGCUCACCGGAUGCGCUCGGUUUCAUCUGUUAUAGUGGAAGACUCUGUUGUAAAUGUGCCAGGAGGCACCUAUAAAACUGUAAAUCUGCUGUCCACGCGUCAUCUAUACAGUUCCCGGCGCGCUUCCUCGUUUCAGGCCAAUUGCGGGACGGGCUGAAGCACAGAGGAGGGGGGUGGUCUCCGGUAUCCGGUUCUUUCCGUAAUCCUGCGCCGGUGGAAUUUUAAAUCCGUUCCUCCAGCGGGAUCUGCUCAAUGGAGAUUGUUUACUGGAACUGCUACAUUGUUCUUUGGAACGCAUAAUUGUUUCAUUGUAACAUUCGCAAGAAUGCGCGUUGUUGUUUUUAGAACGUUUAAUUGAUACAUUGUCACACUCGCAGACGGAGCAUUGUUUAGAACGUUUAACUGUUGUAUUGUAACAUUUGCGGUAAUGUUUAGAACGCUGAAUAGGCUAGUUGCAUUAUGGCUUCCGCAGAAUGAGCGUUUAAUUGUUGCACUGUAGCAGUGCAGAAGUGAGCAGAGCAGAGCAGCCCACCGGGAUCCGGUGUAAAUAUUCAACAAAUGAUAGAGGAGGAGUCGGUGCACGAUAAAAGGGAUGUGAACCUAGAGCAGAGAGCUUUGGACUAGGUUUAAAGCGCGCGCUCUCUGUUUUCUCUUCAGAGGACGUUUGGUGGAAGCCGUGCUUUUAUGAGAGGAUUUGGGCAUUAUCGAUCGGAUAUGAGUGAUCAUGCAUGCAAAGUGACACGAGAUUGACUGAGCUCCACUUAGUUUCAAAUCUCUGAAAAACUCUUGAGUGGAUUUAUUUCUGUUCCUUUUUUUCACCCGUUCUGAAGCUUAUGAUACAAUAGUUUUUCAGGAAACAUAUUUGCAUCCGUUCUGUAUAGGAUGCACCCAGAAAGCAAUGAAAACCCCGCGGGAGCAGCCAGUGGGACACCCGGUUCGGAGGAAUCGACCGCUGAACCGCAGGCUGAACAUACUGAACAGCCCCCUGCGAUGGAGUACAAAGACCCGCAGGAGUACGAGGAACCGGAGCGUAAGCUCACCCCGGAGGACAGCACGGUGCAGCUGAUACAGACCGGCUGCACCGACAAGCGUCCGGAGACGCCGCCCGGCGCACACCCGGGACCGGGGUUCGUUCCCCCGGAGGGAGGGUUCGGCUGGGUCGUGGUGUUCGCUGCUACAUGGUGCAACGGCUCGAUUUUCGGCAUACAGAACUCAUUCGGUAUUCUGCACAUGAUGCUGGUGAAAGACCAUCAGGAACUCACGGACAAGGCGUCUCAGUUUAAAGUGGCAUGGGUUGGAGCUCUGGCGAUGGGGAUGAUAUUUUUCUGCUCUCCGGUGGUCAGUAUGUUCACCGAUCACUUCGGAUGCCGGAAGACGGCCGUCUGCGGAGCGUUUGUGGCCUUCCUUGGCCUUCUCACCAGUUCCUUCGCAACCACGCUGGGUCUUCGAUACCUCACAUACGGAAUACUGUUCGGCUGCGGAUCCUCGUUUGCGUUUCAGCCGUCUCUGGUGAUCCUGGGGCAUUAUUUUCGACAGAGACUGGGCUUGGCCAACGGCGUGGUGACCGCAGGCAGCAGCCUGUUUUCUAUGGGGCUCCCGGUGCUGCUGAAGAAAGUGGUGGGACCGCUGGGUCUUCCCAGAACCUUCCAGAUCCUCAGCAUCUUCAUGCUGGUCCAGUCGCUGCUGGCCCUCACCUUCAAACCGCUCAUGCCCAUCGGGAUGUGCCCGAUGCCAGGCAUGGGAAUGGACGGAGGCCCCCCGUCUGGCCUGGAGUCAGCGAGCAGGUGGCAGAAGGGCCUGGCCAAAAUUAGGAAGUACUUUAACAUACGAGUGUUCAGCGUGCUGACCUAUCGGGUGUGGGCGUUCGGAGUCGCCACCGCGGUGCUGGGAUACUUCGUGCCAUACGUGCACCUGAUGAACUUUGUGAAGGAGCGGUAUACAGACACUCAGACGGAAUGGGUGCUGCUCGUGUGCAUCGGAGCGUCGUCUGGGGUCGGUCGACUGCUGUUCGGGAAGAUCGGAGACCUCAUUCCUGGAGUAAAGAAAAUCUACCUGCAGGUGGCUUCGUUCAUAUUACUGGGUCUGAUGUCCAUGAUGAUACCUCUGUGCGCCGUGUUCGAGGCUCUGGUGGUGGUUUUCGUAUUGAUGGGUUUUUGUGACGGCUGUUUCAUCACUAUCAUGGCCCCUAUCGCCUUCGAGUUGGUCGGGCCAAUGCAGGCGUCGCAAGCCAUCGGCUACCUCCUCGGCCUCAUGGCCAUACCAAUGACAGCGGGACCACCAAUCGCAGGCCUUCUUCGUGACUAUUUUGGAAACUACAAUGCGGCGUUUUAUCUGGCUGGUGUUCCUCCAAUAGUGGGGGGUAUCGUGAUGUUUUUUGUGCCUCUGGUGCACCAGCGCAUGCAACGACGGCAGAAAGAGGCCAACGACCCCAGCAUGGACAAGAUGCUGAAGAACUGCUCUAACGGAGACAUGCUGCCAGGAUACACCGACAUGGAGACACACAUAUGAAGCCCACAGACACACAAAGGGAUUGAUCUCACCAGCACUGCUUGUGGUGUGUGUCAGAGAUGGUGUAUUUCCUCUUUGCUUGGCUCUAAUCAAACUCGAGGUCUCAAGGCUUUUCCCCCUUGCUCUUCUUCUGUGCUGGAGAGAAGAUGUGAUCAUCCGUCAAGAGCCCAAUCUCUCCUCCAGUGGCCCGCGCUGCCGUUUCCACCAGCUCCCGAGUGACUGAACGACUUCCGCAUGCAGAUUUGUGCCGAGAUCACCUGCUCGUGUUUCUCACGGGAAGCUGAGCAGAGACUGAACGGAGAGCUCAGGUAGUGCGGGAGCCAUCCUUAAAUUAGGACCUUUAAAAAGGAAACAAAACCUUCAUUAAUUUGACGUGUUUUACAGAGAAAAAGAGCUUAAUAGAUCUUUAUUUCCAUUUUUUUUUUCUAGAUUAUGCAAAUCAGAUUUGUAUGCUUUAGAUGUUUUCAUAAUACGAUUUUUAAAAAAUCCUCCACAGCGUAAGACUUGAUUUCAGAAACUUUUAUGAGAAAAAUCCGUCUUUCUUCGUGCACUUUCUGCUAUCGACAGUGAUAACCUCAACCGUGAUUUUUUAGCAUAACGUACCGCAGCUGUUAGUGUAUCGCUUUUGAAUUAUGUAGAAAUGCACAUUAAACGAGGAAUCAUUUUUAUGAUUUUUUUUUUUUUUAAAAAACCUAAUCUUCUGUCCUUAAUAAUAUCUGCUAGAUUUAUUUCAGUGAUCAGCUAUGCACUAAGGAGUUCACAAACUGUGCCAUGACCUUUGAGCCAGAAUCAAUAUUCAUAAGAUGGGUGAAUCUCAUGAAAAAAUUGCAAAAGGAAAUAAUUUAAAAUUAUAUUUUGCAUAAAGACUUCUUUUUUUUGCUUUGUGACAAUUUUCAUGACAAUUAAGCACAUUUUCCAUCAAAUUCAUAUGGGAAAACAAUCUUAUUUUCAUAAUCACAAUACAGUAAUCUGUAGUCUAAGUCAAAUCUGGAUACAUAAAUCAGUAUAAAAUUAAAUCAAAUAAAACAAAUACCAGACUAUAAAAAAAGAUAUUUUAAAGUUGUAACUUAAACUAAGAUUUAGGGAUGCACCGAUAUGAAAAUUUUGGCCAAUACCGAUAACCGAUAAUUCUUUAUGUCUGAAAGCCGAUAACCGAUAUAUUGACCGAUAAAUCGAAAUCCAAAUUUUUAUGUAAUUUUUGAGAGUCUGAUUACAAAGACAUGAAAAAAAUACAUGUCCCAAAAAGCCAUAAUGGUGGACAGUUUCGCAUCUGAAGUGUCUCAGCUGAAGGAAAUAAUCCAUUAUUUAUCAGCUUUAAUAUAUCGGCCAAAUUUUCUUAUGGGGCCGAUAACGAUAACAUUAAAAAUGAACAUAUAUCAGCUGAUACCGAUAUGGUGGCCGAUAUAUUGUGCAUCCCUACUAAGAUUAUUGGAGUGUGUUCUUACUGGAGAAAAUACUUUUUUAUUCUUUCUACUUAAAAAAAAUCAUGUUUAAUUCAAUGUGUUACUUGUCGUUUCUUUGUGAGUGAAAAUUGUUUCAAAGUAAAUACACCAAUUUCUUUAUUCAGUGCACCAUUUAUGCAAAAUAUAAUUUCUCAUUUUUAGGGUCAAAUAUGACCUAGACAUAUUUUAACAGUUUUUUGUCAGAUCCACUCAAGGACAGAAUCACUACAUUUGCUAGAAAUGUUUUUAAAAUCUAAAUAUAUGUGUCUUUUUUUCCACAUUUGACUCCCAUUUAUUGUAUUUUUUUAAGAAUUUAUAUUUUGGUUAUAUGUGUUGUGUCUCGUUUGUUACAUUGGAAAAAAAUCUGGCAUUUGAGCUGAAUGGACUUUGAGAUUCUUAUGAAGACAAUCAAAGCAUGAUCUGAACUGAAUGACAACACUAUAAAAAUGUCACAUCUGUGAUUCUGUUUAAGAAUGGAAAGAACAGAUUGCUCUAAGCAAAACAACACAGUAGUGUUAUACAGAGUGGGCCAUGUUUAUGAGUAUUAAUGAAUUAUUAUGUCAAGAACAUGUCAUUUGAAGCUGUUUUUUCUUUUGAUUGUGUCUUUUAGUCGAUAACAUUCACAUGUCUGAUGUGUUUGGUGAGAGCAGUCAUUAGCUUUUCCUCAAUCUCUGUUCCAAAAACUAGUGAGAUGAAACAAUUCAUCUAAGAGAAAUAGACUGUUUUACUCUACAUUCGUGUGUGCAUGCUUAUUAGAGUAUCGCUGGCCGGGUAAACUACAUUUUCCGCGAGUUUGACACAUGCCCAGUACAUUGCUUUUCUAUAAUCUACAAGACAUCAGAGGGCAGCACUGAGUCGUGUCAUAUAAGCUGUUUUUCCACCAACAAUUUGUCCCAGGAACUUUUUCCCCCCAGACCUGUUGCUGUCUGCGUUUCCUUCGCGGUCUAAAGUACCGUGAAGUUUAGUCCGGUGACGUAGGACUGCGCACGACUUUCCAGUUCCCGCUGGAUUUCGUCCUCCGCAUAUAAGCUUAAUAAAGCCUGAACCGCAUCGGCCCAUCGGUAGUAAUUUUUAAACUCCAUUCUUGAUUCGAAUAGCAAACAACUCUUAAUGCACGCACCACAACAGACUUAAAAUGAAAUAAAAUGCUGCAUGGAUUCAACCAAUCAAAAUGCUGCGUGAACUCAACCAAUCAGCGCCCAAGUCCCACCCCUGAAAGUUCCUGAACUUUGAAAAAGUACUACCUCGUGAGCAGGGACUUUCUGAGGGGGAAAUUUUUACCCGGAACUUCAUUUAGACCCUGAUUCCUGCCGUUAAAACACACCGAGUACCACCCCAAAAGUCUUUAGUUCCUGGGGAAAGUUCCUGCGGUGGAAACGUGGCUUUACAGGACAUUUGCUCGGAAGGAUUGAAGAAGAAAAGUAGCGGAGUUUUAGAAUAAGAGCCAAAACAAAAAUGGAGGAUGAUAUGCUGCUUUGUUUACUGUUCUUGGAACAGCACGUUGUUUUGUAUCUCUUGUUCAACUACUGCACAAUACAUCACAACUGCGUAUUGCCACCUAGUGGACUCUUCUGUCUCGACAUUCACCUUGCACAUACGCUGUUGCACUCGGACACAAAAAUCCUGAUGGCUGACAUCAAACUAUAAAAAUCAAUUGUGAAUUGAGUGCUGUUUGCCUAUAUAGAGCAUUUCACAUCAGUCUUUCAUGAAGUGGUUAUGUAGGCAACAAGGCAGUUCACUAGUAUUUGGAACAGAGCUGUAGUUUCUCUCUUUUGCACGUAUGCUGUACUUUCCUCCGUCUAUUUGUCAACAAUUUCCCAGAAGCCCUUUAACCGCCGGUUUCAUGGAGAUCUGUCUGUAUGAGCUAAUUAAGCUUGUUUCUGGUACAUUUUCCUCAGAACUCAUUAGAUGCCCUGUUUAAAAACAAGAUAUGGUCACGAUCUUAACCAAACUGCCUCAAUCCUGCAGGUUUAACCAGGAGCAACUAGACCACAAGACACCUCUUCAGAUUAUAGUACUGUGUGAUCAUGUUAUGUGGUGACUUAAGAUGAACUGAUUGAUUGAUUGAUGUCUUUAUUGGAAAAAGAAGAAAUCGUGCAUACCUCAGAAGUCUGUUUUAUGGUUUCAUGCUGAUAUAUGUCGGACCCUGGCGCAUUUAGUUUGCGUUGUUUUGCCUCCUGCAGUGGUUUGUUUGUGCAGAUUCAUGGAUCUGAAAGCCAUGAUUCCUGUGUCUCUCUACCUGAUCAGCAUGUGAUUAUCCGUGCUCAUGAUAGCAGGCCCUGGAAAUGAAUCCUCAUCCAAACGGUAAUCCUUCCUUAGAGUUUUGAUCGUGCCAUUCUUUACUGAUGGGUGUGUUUUUAUAUGCGUGAGAGAUGGAGACAAAGAACGAGAGAGACAGACAGACACAUUCGGAAACUCAGGGAGUGCAGAAGAUUUUCAUUUUUCAUCAUCACCUGCGUAUUAUUGCAUGCUGGAUUCAUAAAUCUCUGUUAUGUAACAUUUUAUUGGUAAUGGAAUUUGGAGCCUGAAUAUUUGGGUGAAUCUCAUGAAACAACACAUCUAGGUCAUAUUUAAAAAUCCAAUAAAUAUUUAAAUAUAAUGAUAAAACAAAAAAUAUAUAUAAUUGACAGUACAAUUUAUCUAAAAUAAAAGUUUGUGUGUGUAUAUGUGUGUAUGAAUGUAUAUAUAUAUAUAUAUAUAUAUAUAUAUAUAUAUAUAUAUAUAUACACACACACACAUGUAUAUUUACAAACUUUUAUUUUGUAAUUAAUCGAUUUGACAGCACUAGCUUUUUAAAAGUUUGUAAAUAAAUAUGUGUGUAUGAAUGUGUGUGUGAGUGUGUAUAUAUAUAUAUGUGUGUGUGUGUGUGUGUGUGUGUAUAUACACAUUCAUACACAUAUAUAUUUACAAACUUUUAUGUUAGAUUAAAUUAAUCAAUUUGACAGAACUAUUUUUUUUUUAUUUAUAUUAGUGCAGGAAAAUGCUUCAUUUAUGAAAAUGAAAAUAAUGUCAAUGCAAAAAUCUUGAUGGUCCUAAAAUAAGCGUACUUUAAACUAAUUAUAAUUGCGUGGCAUUCAUGCUCACGUUAAUUUCAGAUGCUCUUGUUGCCAUAGAUACAGACUCAUGCCGCUUAUGUCUUCCAUUAAUGCUUUUGUCCGGUUUUAGCUAAACAUGUAUGUAGGGAAUGUGGUUUGUUUGUCUGUCUCUCUCUUGUCUUUUAUUCUGGUUUUGCUUUAGUUUAUUUUAACCUUCUAGACAUUUAAAGCUUAAGGCUUUUAUUUUUAUUUUUAUUUAAUGUUCACUUUCUAUGAUCCAUUAAAUUACUUUUUUUUUUUUUUUUGCAUCAAAUAAUUUUUCAUCCUGUUUCUCUCAUUGAUCUCACUUGAGUAAAAUUUUCCUCUUUUGCGUAUGACCAUUAAAAACAACUUUUUCUUACCUCACAAAACUGCCUUUUCGUCCCGUCCACGGUUUUAUUUCAAGGCCAGAUUAUAUUAUACUUUUAUUUAUCUGUUUGUUUUCCUGCAUAUUGCAAAAGGAAUCUAAUCUAGGGGACACAAUAAACUUUAUUUUUCUGUAAAUGUUAAACUGAUGCACAAACAUAGUAAAGGUCUCUUUAGCUUUGGGAUCAAUACUUUUGACCGCUUUCUGCCCUUUCUGAUGUGCCUGUACACAAAAUCCUCUGAUGUGGCUAAACUGCAUUUCCACCAGGCUUCUCAAUUAUAUCGUUUACAGUUGUCAACACAACAAAAACUGUACUUGCAUUUUAAGUACAUUUCUCAUAUAUGCAUACACACAGAUAAACCAGAGUUGACCUCUAGGGGUCGGGGAGGGGUCAAACACUGUGACCUCUUGUAUAUAUUGUGUCUGGAGAGUGUCUGUCCCACCCGGUGCUUACGUGUACUAUAGCGACACAUGUUGUAAAGCCUGAUACAGGCGAUAGGGCUUCAAUUAACAGCCAUUUCUCAUUCUAAACUACUAUAACAGGUCAGUAAAGUGCAGAACGCCAGCUGAAUUAAAGCCUCUUGCAUUGUUUUUCUCUUUCCUACUCAACUGUUCUCACUUUACACAACUAUAGCACUUGUUUUCUGAACGUCAAUCUUCAUCAUCAUCAUCAUGAAAAAUUAGGGAUUUUAAAGGAUUAUUGAGGCUGAGCUGCUAGAAAUGUAAUUUUGUGUUUAUGUGAAAAAUAUUUUUUGCUCCUGUAAUGUAAUUUUUUUUUUUUUUCUAUUCAACCAACAAUAAACAUAUUACACACCAA